Molecule: messenger RNA, 1242 nt
Organism: Phytophthora sojae
Lineage: Eukaryota; Oomycota; Peronosporomycetes; Peronosporales; Peronosporaceae
Exons: 1
Biological process (GO): phospholipid catabolic process
Cellular component (GO): plasma membrane
Molecular function (GO): D-type glycerophospholipase activity
Source: RefSeq, a predicted model, not a curated record
CUCGGCUGGGCCAACAAGUUCCUCUUCUUCCAGGACAUCAAGGUGCGCAAUCGGAUCAACAAGCUGCCCAAGUCCGGCAUCAACGACGGCAACGCGCUCUUCAUCUUCGACGACCGCCUGCCGUACGGCUUGUCGUCGCAGCACCAGAAGACGAUCGUUAUUGCCGCCAACAAGUCCACGGGCAAGGACGAACACCCGAUCGCCUACGUCGGCGGCAUCGACCUCACCAACGACCGAUGGGACACCAUCCAUCACAACGUUUCGGCGCUUCGGAAGGAGUCGGGCGUGCACUUCCGCAACAGGGGCUGGGUCGACAGCAGCAUGCGGAUCCACGGCCCGGCAGCCAAGGACGUGGCCAACAACUUCCUCGCUCGCUGGAACUCGCUCUACCUGCCGACGCAGAGUCUCGGAGACGACGUCAUCAACUUCGAGAACCCGCAGUACUCGUACCUGCCGCCUCUCGACUACGCCAGCAGCAACACCACGUCCAGGCUUGGCAAGCAAAACGUGCAGAUUGUGAGAACUUUCAGCUGCAAGUACAAGCGCUGGGAGUUUGCUCCGAACGGCGAGAACUCGCUCUUCCACGCGCGGAUCAAGGCCAUCAAGAACGCCAAGAACUUCAUCUACAUUGAAGACCAGUACUUCAUCCACGUGCCCGAGCUGCUGGACGCGUUGAUGGAGGUCAUGCCGACGUUGCAGCGCCUGAUCGUCGUCGUGCAGCCGCCGGAGCUGCUCACCAAGUCGGGCGGCUACGAGAAGUACAUGUACGCGAACAUGCAGCCACUGAAAGAAAAGUUCCCCAACAAGUUCAAGCUCUACACGAUGAAGACGGACCUGGACAUCUACAUCCACAGCAAGCUCGUGGUCAUCGACGACGUAUACCUGGCGGACGGCUCGGCCAACUGGAACCGCCGCAGCAUGACGUCCGACCCGGAGCUGGACGCCAACGUGGUGGACGACCAGCACGUCAAGACGCCCGACGGGAUCAAAGUGGGCAAAGUGGUCCACGACUUCCGCGUGCGCAAGUUCCAGGAGAUGACGGGCCGCAGCUACGAGGAGAUCGACGCCAUGAAGUUCCUGGACGCCGCGGAUCUGUACGACAAGGCCGCCGCAGAGUCGUCGUCGCUCAUCCAGAAGUUCGACGUGGAUAAGGAAUGGUACUACAACCUCUUCGGCAGUGGGGUGCAGAAGACAGUCGACCCGCAGGACACGUGCGAGGGCUCCUCAUACAAAGCCUCGUAG